AUGUGCUCCUUCCGUCUGCUCCUCGCCGCCGCCGCCACAUGCGCCCUGAUCCCGUCGUCGUUCGGGCAAACGUGUACACCCCUCACGUCACCUGGACCCUGCAUCACCGGCACCCUUGGAGGCGCGUGCGAUGUCGGUACCGGCACUUGCGUGAACGGCCCGCCCGGCUCGGGACUUAUCUGCUGCCCGCCCGGUUCCGUCAUCGCCGCCACGUCCAGCUCAUCUACGAGUACCACCACGACGCCGGCCUGCGUUGACAGGGUGAACUCCCGCACCGGUGUCUCCGAUUGCCCUGCCCGUGUUGCCGCCGGAUACUGCACUAGGAAGUACUACAAGACGCUGAUGAAGCAGCAGUGCCGUCUGUCGUGCGGCUACUGCACCUCCACCUCCAGCUCGUCCAACUCUACCUGUGGUGCCGGCCUGCCGCCGUGUGCUACUGGCACGACGUGUGUGGGCCCCUCGGAUAACCAGUUAUGCUGUCCCACUGGUUCUGUCAUUCAGGCCACAUCGACUACAGUUGCGAGAACGACGCGAAAAACAGCCUGCGUUGACAAGCUCAACCCGCGCACCGGUGUGUCGGAUUGCCCGGCUCGUGCUGCCGCCGGUUAUUGCACCAGGAAGUACUACAAGUCGUUGAUGAAGCAGCAGUGCCCGAAAUCUUGCAACUUCUGCACCUCGAGCUCCAACAACUCUGGCUCCGGCUCUUCCUGCGCCGAUCUGACGAACCCGCGCACCGGAACGUCCGACUGCCCGAGGCUGUCCAACCUGUGCUCUAACUCCCUGUACCAGAGCAUCAUGGCCGUCCAGUGCCGCAAAACGUGCGGCCUUUGC
Mesorhabditis spiculigera is the source of this 831-nucleotide messenger RNA. NCBI's taxonomy places the organism in Eukaryota, Metazoa, Nematoda, Chromadorea, Rhabditida, Rhabditidae. The record is from the annotation of a GenBank genome assembly.